AUGUUGGAUACACUGCAUUCCCUCGCCAAGCGAGUCUACGUUGCGGUCACAGCAGCGACGACUCAGAAAGAGCAGAAUGAGAUGGAUCGAGAUUCAUUCCGUAAGGCUGGCAAAUACGGUUAUGGAUUUGUUUACUUUGCCGUUGUGUUGCUGGUCAUCACAACACUCAUUCGACUCUACCAUAACUACAGUGACAAGGUUCGGAUAAUCUUGUAUAAAGAGAGCAAUCCACAGACCUUCCAUGGAUCCUCGACACCGGACGAAUAUGAACUUCCUAGUGCAGGCACGGAUUCCUCGAGUGCGCAUUUCUUCCCAUUUCCAACGGCAUCGCCAACAACACAACGACGCGAAUCUCUCGUUCAAAGAUUUAUCCGGUUAAACAAAGUGAUUGCAUUCUUCAGAUGGAUCUUCUACAGGCCUAUUCCCACUUUGUACAUUGGGGGUAUGCACUUCGUCUUCCCCUCUCUAGCAGUGGUGAGCAUUGUGCUUAUUGCAUUUGCCUUUGUGACGCUGUAUUGCUUCGUCCCGCAGCCAUUAUACUACUACGACAUUGCUCUGGGCUCACCACCACUUGCGAUCCGGGCAGGUAUGCUUGCUGUUGCCAUGAUACCAUGGAUUGUCGCGCUCGCUACCAAAGCCAACUUUAUAAAUAUGGUAACGGGGCUAGGCCAUGAGCGACUCAAUGGACUACAUCGCUGGCUAGCUUAUAUCUGUCUUUUCCUUUGUCUGGUCCACAUGAUCCCGUUCUAUGUCACGCCAAUUUGGACGGGUGAUGCUCUGAUCAAUUAUCGGAACUGGGUGCCUAAGGGGAUUUAUUAUUACGGAAAUGGGUGGGCCGCAUUGGCACCUCUGCUUGUUCUUUGCAUUCAUUCCCUUCCCUUUCUACGACACCGGAUGUAUGAGUUCUUCGUGAUGGUUCACCUGCCUGUGUCCUGGAUCUUCGUGGCAAUGAUGUUCUGGCAUAGCAAGAAUUACCUUAAAUCAUGGGCUUAUCUAUGGACGACGCUGGCAAUCUGGGUUUGCACCUAUCUCAUUCGACUAGUCUACCAGAACUGGUCCAACCCUUUUCGGACAUCCUCAUUCAUGAUUGGAGAAGAGUGCGCUGUGACCCUGCUGCCUCAAAACGCUGUCAAGGUGACGAUUCCCACUAAGAUGCGCUGGAAGCCUGGGCAGUACGUUUACCUUCGGUUGCCUAGCAUUGGCUUUUUUGAGAGCCAUCCUUUCACCAUUGCUUCCCUUUGCAGCGAUGAUUUCCCCUCCGCUUAUGGCGAGGACUAUCGCGACAUGACACUGGUGUUUCGACCAUUCAAAGGGUUCACUCGUAAAGUGGUGCACAAGUCCAUAGAAAGAGGUCCAUUCAAGACAUACACCGCAUAUCUCGAGGGACCUUAUGGUGGCAUGCAACGUGAUAUGGCAGCAUUCGAUGAUGUGGUCUUCUUCGCUGGUGGAAGUGGAAUUACCGCGAUUGCAAGCCAACUGCUAGAUCUUAUCAAGCGAAUCCGGGAUGGAAAAGCUGUGACAAAAUCAAUCAAAGUGAUCUGGGCGCUACGAUCUCCAGAGACCAUGGAGUGGUUCUCAGAGGAACUGCGUAUCUGCCGUGAUAGUGCCCCAGCGAACCUCGUCUACUGUCACUUCUUCCUAACCGGCAUGGAAGAAGCAGAUCAAGCAGGCCGCGACCUGAUUCAAGAAAAGAUUUACAGCAUGCUGCAGGGCAUCGAUAAACGAAACUCAACUUAUAUUCGGGAGGAAGCUGAAGGCGACACGGAACGAGAGAAGGAGCUUCGCCGGGAAAACGAGGACGGACUAGCUGCGUUGCCAGGUGUUUACAAUUCUCCUCACAUCGCUAGCAGUCGGCACUAUAUCCCAAAUCUCCGAAUCCCGAGUCCCAAAAAGUCAAGUUACAAUGCUGGAUUCGACUUCGGGUUUGGAAACUUGACACCUGUGUCACAGAAACAAUUAACACCGCGCUAUGCGUCUUAUAAUCCUGCAUAUCGCAGGGAGACUUGGAAGACGGAUUACUUCCGACCAAAUGUCUCAAAGAUGCUGACUGAAUUCUCUCAUAGCUUUGGUCGGCGUGCUUGUAUCUUUGUCUGUGGUCCUCCGAGUCUACGUGUUGAAGUUGCCAGGACUGUGGCUAGGCUGCAGAUGAAGGUGAUGACCGAUUCUUCUAAAGAUGAGAUCUUCUUACAUGCGGAGAACUAUAAUCAUUAA
This is a messenger RNA of Penicillium malachiteum, 2211 nucleotides long. RefSeq names its product putative metalloreductase transmembrane component. The record is from RefSeq and is a predicted model, not a curated record. Gene Ontology annotation, biological process: intracellular iron ion homeostasis; iron ion transport; copper ion import. Gene Ontology annotation, cellular component: plasma membrane. Lineage: Eukaryota; Fungi; Ascomycota; Eurotiomycetes; Eurotiales; Aspergillaceae. The transcript has a single exon. The coding region runs from base 1 to 2211 and encodes 736 amino acids. Gene Ontology annotation, molecular function: ferric-chelate reductase activity.